CAAAAGAUACAAAAGUCAAAAGCCAAACGCGCGGGCGGAGGCGGCAUCGGAGGCAUCUCAUUGCCCUCCACCCGGGCGCCCGGCAUGGAGACGGGGCUUUCUCCAGCGGCUCUGGACCUGCUAACACGAGCAGCGCAGAGCGCAGAGUUGAUGGAUGAAAAGGGGACUGGCAUCCUUCCAGUGCAAUGCUGGCGUACCAUACUCCUGGACCUUGGAUUGACGGAGGACAGCGAAGGUGCCAACUUCCUCAUGGACUUUGUGGAACCAUGUAGCCAAGGGCAUUUCACCUACAAGCCCCUGCUGGCGGCCCUUAGUGCUCAAGAGCCGAGGAGGAGAGAGGACGGACCAGGGAAGCCGCCCUUGGGUCAGCUACCAUCCCCAGAGCCCAGUCCAGGCAUGGGCUACGAAGAUGUAGAGGACUUGCUUGCACGAGCAGUGCGGAUCGUGGAGUCGAUGGAUGAAGAGGGGACCGGUGUCCUUCCAGUGCAAUGCUGGCGUACCAUACUGCUGGAGCUCGGCUUGACGGAGGGCAGCGAGGGUGCGAACUUCCUCAUGGACUUCAUGGAACCGUGCAGCCAAGGGCAUUUCACCUACAAGCCCCUACUGGUGAGGAGAUCGGAGGAUGGGCGGAAGAUCGGCCAGGGAGGCUCGAGAGAAGUUGAAGCGCUGCAAGAGCCUUCUCUCCGACCAGAGAAGGACGCUUUUGAUUUUAAGCUUCAACUUCCUACGUCACUCAGUCCAGGUGUGGGUAGCCAAGAUGUGGAGGAGCAGGGUCAAGCCGCUUCGCCCAGCCAUGGAUAUCCCAAGGAAGCCUCGUGCGCCGACUCCAUCCACUCUGCGGGCACCAGCAGGUAUGUCGAGAAGGCUCCAGAACCUGAGAGCUCUCCGCUCAAGGAGGCACAGUUGCGGGAGCACGAGGCCUCGCAUCCGCCAGUGCGAGUUUUGGAGGUGGUGGACGAUGUGUUUUGGCAGAAGCGAGGCCCCGCCAUCCAACGGCUCUAUGGCCAAUGGGAUUGCAAUCAGCUGACCAACCAAGCGUUUCAGGCGCAGAUGCAGCAAGUUCUGGGAAACAGUGUGGACAUCACGCACCCAGAGAGCGAGUUUCUGAGACUCAUCAACAAGCACCUGUCGGCCCGGACCAUGAAGUUCGCCUCGAUGAUGUCGGGCCUUCGGCGGGAUGCGCACAGUACAGCGAGGCGCGAAGGUGUCAGUGUUGCUCCAAGUGCUUGGUCGGCCUAUGAACCUAGUGAGGCUGGCACUGAGGCUUCAGCGGCUGGAAGGCCAACCAAUCCCUUGGCGCCCAUGUCGCGUGGAGGUCGAAGGCAUUUUCAGCUUCCCUCAGAGAACUAUGUUCUGUCGGAGUUGGGCAACUCAGCCUGGCGCAUUUUCUCUGAGAACGACUUGCCCGGCAACAAGCCUGCACCCGCCUUAGGUGGUGUUCCUGAAGACCAAGUGCCUCAGGACUUGGGCGCGGUGGCGAGGCCCAAGGCUCAGGACAUGGACAUCUUCGGGCGAAAGAUCGCGAAGCCCUUGCCCCGACGGGACCUGGCGAAGGCCGAGACGGGUAGUGUUGCAUCGGCUGCUAGCGGGAUGAGCGAGGCAGAGAUCCAGCGUGAGGCCUUCUCGGCCCGCAACCGCAGUGGCCAUGGGAACAUUUUGGCUUGGGAUGACGGAAGCCGGCCCCUGACACCUCCAAAAGUGCGGGAGGGCCGGCACGUGGCGGUGGAUCCAAGCGGAAUGCCCAGGUGAGAUCCGAGAAAUGGCUGGAUCAAGUGGAAAGAAGCAUUGCAGCAGUUCCUUUCAUCAAACAUGGUGAGGAGUGUUGUUUGAGAUUGGUGUGUGACAGUUUGGAUGCUGGACAGACCAACUCCAGUGAUCCUUUCAAACAGCCCUGAACAGGCCGCCACCUUGUCCCAUCCCCAUUGGUAGUCAGAAUAUCAAGCAUUGCAUGCACUCGACAUGUUGGAAGAAGGUUGAAUAUGUCUAGCGGCAUAUUUUAAAUUACAAUUAAUUUGAUAAACCAACAUAUAUGCCAACGAUUGAAUCUUUACAAAAAUA
Durusdinium trenchii is the source of this 2058-nucleotide messenger RNA. Lineage: Eukaryota; Dinophyceae; Suessiales; Symbiodiniaceae. The record is from the annotation of a GenBank genome assembly.